AUGCGGGUGCCUGAGCGCAUGAAGACCGUGGAGCGCUUGAAGCUGUGCACGGUGUGCUUGAGCAGCCAUGGCAACAGCGCGUGCCAUUCGAAGAUGCGCUGCCAGAUCGGAAAUUGUCGAGGACAACAUCAUCCGCUACUUCACCGCGAGGAAGCUGCGAGGCAGUUCCAGCGGGUUGACUGCAACACGCACAAGGUCGACGGCGGGGUGAUCUUCCGGACCAUUCCGAUCACCAUGUACGCGGGGAGCAAGGCGUUCAACACUCUGGCGUUUUUGGACGAAGGAUCGUCGAGUACACUCAUGGAGGAGUACGUGGCCAACAAGCUGGGAGUGCAAGGAAAGCUGGAGCCGCUGGUCGUGUCCUGGACUGCCGAGAUCGAUCGGCACGAGAACCAAUCUCGCCGGGUGAGCCUGACGCUUGCGGCCAGAGGUUCGAGAGAGAUGUUCCAGUUGGAGAACGUGCGGACGGUUUCGAAGCUGCAGUUGCCGCAGCAAGAUGUGAGGUUUAAGGAGGUGCAGAAGCGGUACGGUCAUCUGGCGGGCGUACAGGUUGCGGAGCAGGUCAAGGAGAAACCGACCAUCUUGAUCGGGCUUGACAACAUUCAUCUCUUCGCGCCGCUGGAAUCAAGAGUCGGUCAACAAGGCGAACCGAUUGCUGUCCGUUCAAAGCUCGGCUGGACCGUGUACGGACCUGAUACACCCAAGCCCUUGGUGCAUACGUUCCUGAAUCUGCAUGUCGUCAAGCCGGCCAGUAAUCAAGAACUCCACGACAUGAUGAGGGACCAGUACGUUCUCGACGAAGCUGGUGUUGCGUCGUUUUCGGUGCCGGAGUCCGCCGAAGAACAACGAGCGAAGAAAAUCUUGGAGACGACGACGAAGCGCACCGGAGAGCGGUUCGAAAUCGGUCUGCUGUGGCGCGAGGACGAGCGGCGAUUCCCGGACAGCUACCCGAUGGCAACGCGGCGGCUGCAGGUGUUGGAGAGAAAGCUGGACAAGAACCCAACGUUGAAGCAGAACGUCUCUCAACAGAUCGCGGAGUACCAGAACAAGGGGUACGCGCACAAAGCAACGGCCGAGGAACUGAAGACGCCCAGCAACGCCGUUUGGUAUCUGCCACUGAACGUCGUCCUGAACCCUCGGAAGCCGGACAAGACAAGACUGGUUUGGGACGCGGCGGCGUCGGUACGGGGUGUCUCGCUGAACUCACAGCUGCUCAAGGGACCGGACAUGUUGGUGCCACUGCCACGAGUUGUGUGUCGUUUCCGGGAGAGACCGAUCGCGCUGGGUGGGGACAUCCAAGAAAUGUACCAUCAGAUCAGGAUCAGAGAGGAGGACAAGCAAGCUCAACGCUUCCUGUUCCGCGAGAACCCUGCCGACGCUCCGCAGGUGUACGUCAUGGACGUUGCAACUUUCGGGUCGGCUUGCUCCCCAAGUUCGGCUCAGUUCGUGAAGAACCUGAACGCGGACCAGUAUGCGGAGGAGUUCCCGGAGGCAGCGGCGGCAAUUAAGGAACGACACUACGUGGACGACUACUACGACUCGGUGGACACGGUCGAGGAAGCGAUUCGGCGGGCCAACGAGGUGAAGUACAUCCACUCGAAAGGAGGUUUCAACAUCCGGAAUUGGGUGUCUAACUCGAAGAAGGUGCUGGACGCGAUGGGAGAACGAAGCGUGAAGACAUCCGUGCACUUCAACCAGGAAAAGUCGGCUUUCUACGAGCGUGUACUCGGCAUAGUCUGGGAACCGGAUCAGGACGUGUUCUGUUUAGCGGUGGCCUCGAAGCCGGAGUUCCGUGACGUUCUGGCGGGAGAGCGACGUCCGACCAAGCGGAUCGUGCUGAGUGUGGUCAUGGCGCAAUUCGAUCCAGCGGGAUUCCUCGGACCGAUCACCAUUCUCGGGAAGAUCCUGGUGCAAGAUCUGUGGCGCACGGGAUGCGAGUGGGACGAAAUGAUCGACGAGUUGGCUUUCCAGAGGUGGCUGCGUUGGAUCAACAUUUUGGCGGACGCGAAGCACUUCAAACUACCAAGGUGCUAUUUCGGGAACGUGCGGUGGGACGAGAUUGAGGAGAUUCAGCUGCACAUCUUCGCGGAUGCGGGCGACAAGGCAUACGGAUGCGUGGCGUAUUUCCGGGCAGUUGUCCGGGGCGAAGUGGUGGUGGCGCUGGUGAUGAGUCGGUCCAAGGUGGCGCCCCUGAAAAUGCUGUCCAUCCCGCGUCUGGAGCUGGAGUCGUGUGUACUUGCGGCGCGCAUGUCCCAGGCGAUUCACGACAACCACAGUUUCCCGAUCAGCAAGACCUUUUUCUGGACUGAUUCGGCGGUCGUCCUGUCGUGGAUCCGUUCCGAUCAGCGUCGCUACAAACAGUUCGUUGGAUUUCGGAUUGGUGCCAUUUUGAGCAUGACGUCGCUGAUGGAUUGGAACUUCGUCCCGACACAACAUAACAUCGCCGACAUCCUGACGAAGUGGGGUAAGGACCCGAACGUCCGGCCCGACAGUCCGUGGGUCUGCUGCCCAAGGUUCAUCCACGACCAGCAAGUAAACUGGCCGAAGAAAAGCCUGCCCCCACCGAACACCACGGAGGAACUUCGCGUGCAUCUUCUUCUACACGACGUGAAGGUGGUGGACACCAUCGUGGAGGCGAACCAUUUCUCAAGGUGGACGAUGCUGGUGAGGACCAUGGCGUGCGCUCACCGAUUCGUGUCGAACCUCAAGCGGAAAACGAAAGGGCUGCCGAUGGAGACGCUGCGUGCGACGAAGGCGCAGGCGAAGAUGCUGAGACCGACGACGGUACCAUCGGUACGUGUGGCUCUGCAGCAGGACGAGUACAAGCAGGCGGAGGUGUACCUGCUGAAGAUGGUGCAGGCGGAGAGCUUCAUCGACGAGGUGAAAGUGAUGACCAGGAACAAGGAUCGUCCGGCGGAUCAGUGGCUCGCCCUCGAAAAAUCAAGUCCGCUGUACAAGCUGACUCCACUGGUCGACGAAGACGGCCUGCUGCGGAUGGAGGGUAGAACCGAGAACGCGGAGUUUCUGCCUUUCGAUCUGAGAUUCCCAGUGAUUCUACCGAAGGAUCACCAUGUCACCCGGAUGAUUGUCCAGCACUACCACCAGAAGUUCGGACACGGAUAUCGCGAGACGAUCAAGAACGAGCUGCGCCAGCGUUUCUUCAUUCUGGGGGUCAACACACUGGUUCGACAAGUGGCGGCGGCGUGCGUCUGGUGCAAGGUGCACCGCAAUCAGCCGUUGGUUCCAAGGAUGGCGGCGCUUCCUGUGCAACGCAUCACACCGAAUCUUCGCCCGUUCAGUUACGUCGGGGUUGAUUAUCUGGGUCCGCUCGACGUGUCAGUGGGACGUCGGUCCGAGAAGCGUUGGGUAGCGCUGUUCACAUGCUUCGUCACGCGCGCGGUGCAUCUGGAGGUGGCGUAUGGACUGACGGCACAAACGUGUCUGAUGGCGAUUCGCCGUUUCAUCUGUCGUCGAGGCCCUCCGGUCGAGUUCUUCUCCGACAACGGAACGAACUUUCGGGGCGCGAGCAAGGAGCUGGUGGAGACGGUGCGGAGCAUCGGGAACGACUGCGCCGAGGUGCUGACAACGUCGAGAACGAAGUGGACCUUCAACCCACCCGCUGCACCCCACAUGGGGGGUGUUUGGGAGCGUCUGGUCCGCUCUGUGAAGGAGGCGCUGGAGGCGUUGGACGACGGGCGGCGGCUGACGGACGAGAUUCUUAUGACCUGUCUGGCGGAAGCGGAGGACAUGAUAAACUCACGUCCGCUCACGUACGUGGCUCAAGAAUCGUCGCAGGCGGAGGCACUCACACCAAAUCACUUCAUCCGAGGAGUUUCACCGAACGAACCCAACACGGUUCCGCCAUCCCCUCACCCUGCAGAAGCUCUACGUGACGCCUACAAGCGGUCGCAACAGUUGGCAGAUGUGAUGUGGCAGCGCUGGAUCAAGGAGUACGUGCCGUCGGUGAAUCAACGCACGAAGUGGUUCGGUGAGUCGAGGCCGCUGAAGGCGGGCGACCUGGUCUACAUCGUCGACGGGAAGAACAGGAAGUCCUGGAUCCGUGGAGUGGUCGAGGAGCCAGUCGUGUCCGGCGACGGAAGGAUUCGCCAAGCAUGGGUGCGAACCAACAGCGGGCUGGUGAAGCGCGCGACAGCGAGGCUGGCCGUGCUAGAGAUCGAGGGUAAACCUGCUUCAGAAGCCUCGGAACCGGGUUUACGGGCCGGGGGAUGUUGA
Messenger RNA from Culex quinquefasciatus (southern house mosquito), 4233 nucleotides. RefSeq lists its product as uncharacterized. Gene Ontology annotation, biological process: DNA integration. The transcript has a single exon. NCBI's taxonomy places the organism in Eukaryota, Metazoa, Arthropoda, Insecta, Diptera, Culicidae. The record is from RefSeq and is a predicted model, not a curated record. The coding region runs from base 1 to 4233 and encodes 1410 amino acids. Gene Ontology annotation, molecular function: nucleic acid binding.